AUGAUGUACCAACAAGGUUGCUUUGCCGGUGGCACGGUUCUCCGAAUUGCCAAUGAUUUAGCGGAGAAUAACAAUGGUGCCCGUGUAUUAGUAGUCUGCUCGGAGAUCACUGCAGUUAUAUUUCAAGGGCCCAACGAAGCCCACAUUGAUAGCCUUAUUGGGCAAGCACUAUUUGGGGAUGGUGCAGCUGCUAUUAUAGUUGGGUCAAGCCCAGUGGCCGGGGUCGAAAAGCCAUUGUUUGUGCUAGUCUCAACAGCCCAAACCAUCAUACCUGACAGUGAAGAUGCCCUCAAGCUACACCUUUGUGAGGCAGGCCUCACAUUCCAUGCCAGUAAGGAUGUGCCAAAUCUCAUAUCAAACAACAUUGAGAAGAGUCUUGUUGAGGCAUUUCAGCCUCUGGGCCUGGGAAUAUCAGAUUGGAGUUCAAUUUUCUGGGCUUUUCACCAGGGUGUAAAAGCCAUUAUUGAUCACGUGGAGUGGAGAAUGGGCCUCAAGCCCGAUAAGAUUCGGGCCGCGAGGCAUGUGCUGAGUGUGUGUGGAAACUUGACAAGUGCUUGUGUGUUGUUCAUACUAGAUGAGCUGAGGAAAGUUUCUGGAGGAUGGGCUCAAGACCACUGGGGAAGGGCUCGAGUGGGGUGUCCUCUUUGGGUUCGGGCCAGGACUCACCAUUGA
Messenger RNA from Ilex paraguariensis (yerba mate), 672 nucleotides. The record is from the annotation of a GenBank genome assembly. Lineage: Eukaryota; Viridiplantae; Streptophyta; Magnoliopsida; Aquifoliales; Aquifoliaceae.